Molecule: messenger RNA, 5126 nt
Organism: Pollicipes pollicipes
Lineage: Eukaryota; Metazoa; Arthropoda; Thecostraca; Pollicipedomorpha; Pollicipedidae
Product: apolipoprotein B-100
Exons: 29
Coding region: 261-5126 (1621 amino acids)
Biological process (GO): lipid transport
Molecular function (GO): lipid carrier activity
Source: RefSeq, a predicted model, not a curated record
AAGAGAGCGAGGUUCGUGCGUGGAUGUCGUACUUGGGCGAGUGCCGCAUGUACACUGUUUAAGUGUGAGGAGAGUAACAUACGGAGGGAACAUUGGAGCACGGUUACCUGGGGAAUGUUGUGAGGAAUUGUCUGAAGCGUCAAUAGUGGGCGGUCGCCGGGUGGCAGCGGCCGAGCCGCGCCUGGCCGGCCCCAUCAGUCGGCGCGUGACGGCCGUGGAGUGUGUGGGCGCGAGGCGGGGCACCGGAGACGCGCCGGACCAUGCGGGGCGGCCGCGCUCCAGCCGAGAGCCUGCUGCUGCUGACGCUCAUCAGCGGAGGACUGGUCAGCUCUGCCGCAGCGGACGACGGGCCGUGCAAUCUGGCGGACGAGUACCUGGACCCGGCCAACAACUACCAGUAUGUGUACAAUGGGACGGUGGAGUUGCUGCACUCGGUCGCUGGCCAUACCUCGGCGGCCGGCUUCUCUUUCACGUGCGUGGUCGUCAUCAACGGCGAGCAGCCCUGUUACCACUCGCUGCAGCUGUCUAUGUGCAGUCUGGAUGACCGGACGACACACGCCGACAAGGCGGCGCGCCAGCACAGCUUCAACCGGCUCCUGAAAAGAGGUCAUAUCCACUUCCGGCUGGCUGCCUCCGAGCUGGAGCAGGUGUACGUGGACCCGGAGGAGGCGGCCUUCAUCACCAAUGUGCGGCGCGGCUUCCUGCACGUGCUGCGCAUCAGCCGGCCACGGCUCGAGAGGCCGGGCAAGACGGUGGACGGCGACUGCGAGUGGACUGUUAGCCGCACUCCUUCCGGCCGCCAGCGGGUGGAGCGGUCCCGGGGCUGCGACCCGGCACAGAAUCAGCCCAGUGUGCUCUCACCCUUCUCACCGAUUUCCUCCCUGCGGGUGCUGGAGGACCAGCUGGCGGUGUCGUCGGCCUGCGAGUACGAGGCCGAUUGGGGCGAGCUGCGCGCCGCCGCCUGCCGCCAGACGUGGCAGCUGCACCCUCCCGGCCGGGCCGCCGCCGACCUCGUCCAGGUGGUGGUCACGCAGGACCUGAGUCUACUGUCGACGCGCGCCGCCGACCCGCCGCUGGAGCGCAACACGCGACAGGCGGGCGCCGCCUUCCAGCUGCAGGACUCGGCGCCGUUCGUCGACGUCGGGGACAACUCCGUGUUCGGUCGCCUUCGAGAUCUCAUAUCCUCCAGUGUUCCAUUGAUGACUCCGGAAACGCCGCAGAAGUUCACAAAUUUGCUACGUGCGCUCAGGCGGAAAUAUGAGAACCCCCUUCACAUGUCCGACAACUGCACAGAUUGUGCGACCUUCGGAAAGGAGGUGAUGGACUCGGCGGCGCGAACGGCCGUGCUGCAGUGCGGCUCGGCCGCCUGCCUGCGCGAGGUGGCCGCCAUGGUGCGCUCGGGCGAGCUGACGGGCGCUCGGCUCACGCCUCUCUACCUCACCUGGCACUGGACGACGAUCCGCGAUGUUGAGAGCGCGCACAGCAUGUACUCGCUGUGCGAGCUGGCGCCUACGCGCUGGUGUCUGCUGGGCCUGGCGGGCGCCCUGCGACGCAGCGCCGCCGCCGGGCCGCGGCUCACGGCCGUGGUUGACCGGUUGCGCCGCACCGCCGUCGACAUGAUCGGAUCGCGCUGCGAGGGCGGUGACACCGCCGUGCUGAUGGCGCUCAAGACGCUGAGUAACCUGGGCGACCUGGCACUGGACGACUUCGCCACGCUGUCGGUGGUGCGGAGCUGUGCCUCGGAGCCCAGCCGGCCGGUGCUGGUGGCCAGCGAGGCGGUGCGCACGCUUGACAGGGCCCGGCUGCCGCCCAAGUUCGCCACCGUCCUCCAGGACCUGUACAAGGACGAGCGGCACGCGCUGGUCACGCGCCAGCUGGCCUACCUGGCCCUGCUGCGCCGCUUCCCGACGGAGCGUUGGUUUCGCAUGGCGCUGAGGUGGGCGACGGCCCACCCUUCCGACGCGCUCUCGACGUUCGUGAUGCGCCACUUCAAGCGCUUCCCGCGCACCGACCCGCGCCGCGCGCUGACUCGGCGCGUGGCGGCCGCGCUCUCCGUCGACCUGGAAGCCGUCACGGACGGCCUCUUCAACUCGCCGAGCGUGUCGACAGUGCGCGAGCUGCGUCUGGACCGCUGGCUGCAGAUGGCGCUGCCGUCGGUGCCGGCGCCCGAGGCCGGCGUGCAGCUGUGGCGGCUGCACGGUGCCUCGUUCCUGCCGCACCUGCUGCUGCUCAACACGACGCUGCGGCUGGGUGGCGGCGGCGCUACGCCGCUGCAGCUGGAGCUGCGCGCCGUUGACUUCGAGCGCUUCUUGCACGACCUGGUGCGCGACCCCGAGUUCGAUUUGACGACGGCGCGCGGCGCGCUGCGCGAAGUGGCGCAGGCGGUGCUGGCGGCGUUCGGCGGCUGGUUCGGCGGUGUCAGCUUCGUCAGCGCUUCUGGCGCGGCCGCGCCUGGCCAGCUACGCCUGUCGCCGGACGUCUCCGCCUGGCUACGGCGCCUGUUGCAGGCGUACCAGGCUCGCACAGCGCUGCCCGACGGCCAGCCGCGAGCUGUGCUUACCGUCAGCGUAAUGGGCAGUCAGCUGGCGUACCUGACGGCCGAUGACGUCAUCAGCCGGCUGGAGGCGUUCGACCCGCCGCCAGAGCCCAUCCACGUCCUCGGACGCAAGCUUUUCCACUCAGAGACCAUCUUUAAAUUCCUGGAGGGACAGCACAGGGUGGCGCUGGCGGUCGGUCUGCCGCUGCAGAUGUUCGCGGACGGCACGCUGGCGGCCGGCGCGGCGGCCGAGAUCUCCAGCCGCCUCGGCCGGUCCUACCGCAACAUGUCGGAGGCGUUCAACGGCGACGCCCAGCUGUCAGCCAGUGUCGGCCUAAGCGUGGUAGUGGGUCUGGAGGUGGCUCUUCCGCCGUUCGCUCGCACCGGCCUCCAGCUCAACUCCACGGCGUACGCGCCGUUCAGUCUGAACGUGUCGUACGCUGUCAUGAACAGGACGGUGCGGCUGACGGCGCCAAAACCGGAUAGGAAGCGCACGCUGCUGCUGCUCAGCCACGGCGCGCAGCUGCGGCAGGGAGAGGCGCUGCGCCCGUCGCCGGCGGCCGACGCGCGCGCCGUCCACUGCCUGCCGCAGGCUGUGUACACGGGCCUGUCGGUGUGUCGUGAGCUGCGCACGGCCGGCCGGCUGGGCCUCACCGCCCCGGUCAUCUAUCACGUCACGGCCGAGAACACCGAGCAGCACCCGUUCGACACGUACACGCUGGACGUGUGGACGACGGCGCGCGAGGACGGAUACCAGCACGGCGGCCUGGCGCACGUGUACCUGCACCGGCCGGCGGCGCGCGCUGCCGACCUCCGGCUCCGGCUCGGCUUCCGACUGAUGCCCAUCAACUACAACCCGCUGCUGUUCCACCGCGGUCAGAAGGCCAACACCACGCUGGAGCUGGUAGUAGGAGAGGAAGACAAGCCUCUGUGGUAUGUGUACCUGAUUCGAGCUCACACUGAGCAGGAGGACGUGUUGUUCUCGGAGUCUCGCGGCUGGUUGAUGGCGCGCGGCAAGACCUUGCUCAGCGCCGAGAUGACGCGCGAGCAGCUGCUGCCGUGGCUGGCCCCGACUGGCCGUCGGGACAACCUGUAUAUCCACCUGAUGAGGACGGGCCACCACGUGCGGUACAAUCGCCGGUACAGCGCGUGCAGUCGGCCCGAUGGCGAUGUUCAGUUCUCGGCCGACCUCUCCUACGCCACGGCAUUCCACAGCGGCCCGCUGCUACGGCUGCUGCCUCCGCAGUUCUACGACGCCGACAAGCAGACGGCCUGGCUGCGGCUGAACCUCAGCCGACAGGUGACGGCCAACGACGAGGUAAGCUGGCCGGCACCGGGCGCCGACCAGCCGGCGUCGGCGGCACAGGCUGCGGCACUGAGGCACCUCACCGCAGCCACGGUCGGGGUCACACUAGCCGGCCUGCUCAACUGGACAGCGACGGCCGACAGCAGCGCACGGCUGGUGGCCAACCUGAGCUCGCUGGAGACGCGUACCGGCCGCACGCUCAUGUACACGGCCGCCAGCGGACGCUACGACCGCCAGAUCGAGGGAGGCGUCGUGACUGAUGGGCUACAGGCGGCGCUGAGCUACCCGGGCACCCAGUACGAGGGCCGGCUGCGACUGGACCGGGACGACUACUCGUUCAACCAGAGCUCGCGGCUGUGGUGGUCGCGGCACGACCUGGAGCUGAGUUCUCGCCUGGAGGCGGACAACAGCGCCUCCGCGCUGCAGGUGUACGCCGACCUGGCGCUCAACCGGCCGGCUCCGGCCGUGACGGCCCGCUCGCCUGCCGCAGAGGUCGGCUUAGCCGGCAUGGAGCGCACCAUCACACAGAGCUCGGCGUCGCCUGUCUGGGACCUGCUCGACCACCAGCUGCAAGGUACUGUGCGCACCGACUGCCUCAACUGCUCGACUCGCCAGCGAGAUCUGGACCUGAAGCUGGAGCACAAGUGGCUGCGCCUGCGUUCGUCCUCCAGCCGACAGCUGGACGACAGUGGCGCCGCCGCCGGAGGCGUGCAGAAGCUCGACAUCCAGCUGGACAGCACGGCGGACUUCCUGCCGUCGAUGAGCUGCAAGCUGCGGCCGGAUGGGGACCUGCACCUGGCGCUGACACUGCCUGCCCUCGGGCCGCCGCCCAAACUGGACGUCCGCUACACGCUGAAGCCGCCCAGCAGGUGGCAGAAAGUGUUUGUGCGCGCCCUGGAGGUGGACAUCAGCGACGGCCGGCGCGGCCGACCGGUGCCGGCGCUCCGGCUCUCCCUAGAAACCACGCCCGCAGACCCGUCUCGGCUCAGCGCCGAGCUGGAGGCGCAGCCGUCGCUCUGGUUGGCGGCCGGCUCGGCGCUCGUGCAACGUCUGCGGGCGACGGUGGGCGAGGCGCGGCGCGCCCUGCUCCGGCCCGACUACGGCCUCAACGUGCUGCUGCGUCCGCUCACCGGCACUGACACGCUCGCCGACUGGCUAUACACGCUGCCCGCCAAGCGCGCCAGCGGUAUGUUUGUCGGCCGAGCGGCGCCGACCGUCGGCAGCUUCUCAGCCGUGUGCUCUCACCCCACGCACCUCACGCUGGCUGGCUCGCCCUCACGCUGA